UUCGCAUGCGCUUCUUCAUACAUACAUAUAUGGAGGGAGGGAUCUUAGGCUAGUUUCUCCUGGAUUCCAGUUGACCUUCCGCCUGGGUGCUUCUUCACCUCUCGGCAUAAUAAUGACUCUCAGCUCAACCGCUCUCAUCUUCAUUGUCCUCGUGGCUGCCCUGGCCUCCGUCGCCACCGCCGCCGGUAUCUUCGGGUUCCUUGGACCGACGCAAUAUGCCGUGUAUUCUACCUCCCUCGAGCAGCAGCGCUAUAUGCGAGACCUGCGGCAGAGAAAUCUCCAUGUCCUGUUACAGGACGCUCGGCCAAAUGUGUGUCUGGACACUUCCUUUCCUUAUAUCUCUGCACUAACGUUGAAUUUGUAGAAGAAUCACGGUUAGGAGGAAUUAGUGCUAGGCGGUUGGAAUAUAGGCGUGGUGAUUUGGGAAGAACAAGCAUUAGA
Aspergillus ochraceoroseus IBT 24754 is the source of this 441-nucleotide messenger RNA. RefSeq lists its product as uncharacterized. Bases 113 to 364 code for a protein of 83 amino acids. Lineage: Eukaryota; Fungi; Ascomycota; Eurotiomycetes; Eurotiales; Aspergillaceae. The record is from RefSeq and is a predicted model, not a curated record. The transcript has a single exon.